UCUCUCUCUCACACACACACACACAUAUUGUAUGAAGGCAGUAAAAAUGGCCGAGGCCAGAAUCUCAGUUGAUCAGGACCGGUUCAUCUGUCCAGUGUGUCUGGAUCUCCUGAAGGACCCAGUGACUAUCUCCUGUGGUCACUGUUUCUGUAAGGUGUGUAUUAAUUACUGCUGGGAUCGGGAGGAUAAGAGUGGAGUUUAUAGCUGUCCUCAGUGCAGAGACACUUUAACUCCAAGGCCUGUUCUACGCAGAAACAACGUGCUGGCUGAAGUGGUAGAAAAACUCAAGAAGAAGCCUGAACUCCAAGCUGCUUCUCCUCCUCAUUGUUACACUGUAUCUGGAGAUGUGGAGUGUGAUUUCUGCUUUGAGAGAAAACAGAAAGCCAUCAAGUCCUGUCUGAUGUGUUUGGCCUCCUUUUGUGAAACUCAUCUGAAACCUCACUAUGAAAUUCCUAGAUUGAAAAAACACCAGUUAAUUAACGCUUCUAGAAAUCUAGCAGAGAAGAUCUGCUCUGAGCAUGAUAAAGUGCUGGAGAUCUACUGCCGUACUGACCAAAGCUUCAUCUGUUAUGCGUGUAUGAUGGAUGAACACAAAAGCCACGACACCAUCUCAACUACAGCUUACAUAACUGAAAAACAGUGCGAGUUAAAGGAGGAACAGAUGAAAUCCCAGAAGAGAAUCCAGGAGAAGCAGAAGAAGGUGCAGGAGCUGAAACAGGCUGUGAAGACUAUAAAGCUGAGUGCAGAGAUAGCAGUGGAGGACAGUGAGAUGCUCUUUACUGAAAUGAUCAGCUUCAUGGAGAAAAAGCGCUCGGAGGUGACGGAGCUGAUCAGAGCUCAGGAGAACGCUGAACUGUAUCGAGCUGAACGACUCCUGGAGCAACUGGAGCAGGAGAUUGCUGAUCUUCAGAGGAGGCUACCUAAGCUGGAGCAGCUUUCACAUACAUAUGAUCACGUUCAUUUUCUCCAGAGUCUCCAGUCUCUCUGUGUCUCUUCUGGACGUGAGGACUUACCCAGCAUCGCUGUCAGUCAACAUCUCUCAUUUGAUGGAGUGAGGAAAUCUCUCUCUGAUCUAAAAAAGCGGCUCGAGGAAUUCUGCCAGGAGGAAUUAAUCAAAAUUCCUCAACAUGCUGCAGCAGUUCAGAUGAUUUUACCCUCGGAACCAAUGAGCAGAGAAGAUUUUCUGCACUAUUUCUGUGAUCUGACUCUGGAUCCCAACACAGUACAUUAUAACCUCAUCCUGUCUAAGGAGAACAGAGCGGUGACGUGCAGUCAGAGGAAGCUGCCGUACCCUGAUCAUCCAGAGAGAUUUGACCACUAUAAUCAGGUGUUGAGUAAAGAGAGUGUGUGUGGACGCUGUUACUGGGAGGUAGAGUGGAGCAGUCAGGAUUAUGUGUACAUAUCAGUCUCAUAUAAAGACAUCAGCAGAAAAGGACGGGGUGAUAAACGUUGGUUUGGAGGCAACAAUCAGUCCUGGGGUCUGCGAUGCUCUACUUCUUCAUUAUAUUUCUAUUACAAUAAGAUUAUGACUGAUCUCAGAGCUCCAUCAUCCUCCAGAAUAGGAGUGUAUGUGGAUCACAGUGCAGGAACUCUGUCCUUCUACAGCGUCUCUGACACCAUGAAGCUCCUCCACAGAGUACACACCACAUUCACUCAGCCUCUGUACGCUGGGUUCAGGCUCAGCUAUGGAUCGACUAUAAGAUUGUGA
Messenger RNA from Clarias gariepinus (North African catfish), 1708 nucleotides. RefSeq names its product E3 ubiquitin-protein ligase TRIM16-like. The transcript is spliced from 6 exons. Gene Ontology annotation, molecular function: protein binding; zinc ion binding. Lineage: Eukaryota; Metazoa; Chordata; Actinopteri; Siluriformes; Clariidae. The coding region runs from base 32 to 1708 and encodes 558 amino acids. The record is from RefSeq and is a predicted model, not a curated record.